AUGUUCGGAAAAGACAGAAUGAAAAGAUGGACUAUGAAAAGAUUUUUAUGCUUUUCUAUUGGGACUGCAAGUAUUAUAUAUGCAAUACUUUUAAUAUUAGUAUCCAUAAUUAUGUUAACACAUAUGUCCCAUUAUAAUACAACCUUUUUUAUGAUUAUAUCAACCUUUAAUUUUCUUUGUGCCAUGUUAAUAUUCUUUUCAGUUUCUCAUAAAAAUGCAUUUACAGCUUAUAUUGCUUAUAAUAUUGUAGUCAUAAAUUAUAUGGUGGAAGCUAUUGAAUUUUUAAUUUGCCUAUAUAAUACAACAACAGCUCAUAGUGUUCAAUGGUAUUAUAAUAAUUUUUAUUGGCAAAGGAGUGUUGUACUCAAUUAUAAUAUGUACUAUGGAAUAAUGGAAAUGGUCAUACAUUUUUUUAUGUUCUUAAUAGCUUAUUUUGUUAUUCAAUUGGUAUGGAGUUUCUAUAGAAUUUUACAAGUUGGAGGAAAUAUCUUUUCUUUUCAACGAGCAGAAGAAAUCGAAAAUAUUUUACACGGAUCAAAUUAUUAUUCAUAUGGAACAGUGGCAAAUUAUAAAGCAUACUGA
Molecule: messenger RNA, 582 nt
Organism: Plasmodium adleri (nom. inval.)
Lineage: Eukaryota; Apicomplexa; Aconoidasida; Haemosporida; Plasmodiidae
Product: conserved Plasmodium membrane protein, unknown function
Exons: 1
Coding region: 1-582 (193 amino acids)
Source: RefSeq, a predicted model, not a curated record